AUGCGCCGCAUCGUCGUGUGCUGCGACGGAACAUGGGAGUCCGCCCUCUUCCAGACCCGCACCGUCAUGCUCACCAACGUCACCCGCCUCGCCAACGCCAUCAAGCUCCGCGACGAGCGAGGGUCAGGGUGCGAGCAGGUGUCGCUGUACCUGCCCGGGCUCGGCACGGGCGAGGCGACGCUCGAGGGUGCCUUGACGGGCGCGCUGGGCGACGGCCUCCUCGACCAGGUCCGACAGGCGUACGACUUCCUCUCGCGCAACUUUCGUGCAGGCGACGAGGUCCUCCUUUUCGGCUUCUCGCGCGGCGCCUACCUCGUCCGCCUCGUCCUCGCACUCGUCGACCUUGUCGGCAUCCUCGACCCCAAGACCAACCUUCACCUCUUUCCCGCCCUCUUCAACGCGCUGUGCCUCCCGAUCGUGCAGGGGACGAGCAGGUGCCGGCGCAACGAGGCGCGCCGAGUCGAGCUCCUGAACGAGGUGGCGCCCUUCGUCGAGGCGCAGAAAGCGGCGCGGCCCGGCGGCUUCCUCGUCAAGGUGCUCGGCGUCUUUGAGUGUGUCCCCCUCCUUCAGCUCCCUCACUUCUCCGCCGACCCGGCCUCGACAUCCAGCCUCACGCCCUUCUCGACCCUCGACGAGCUCCUCGAGCCGACAGUCGAGCACGUCUUCCAGGCCCUUGCGCUCAACGAGCGACGAGCGCCGUACGAGGCCAUCGUGUUCGAGCAAGAGCUCGACAGCGUCCGGCGAGGGCAGGAGCUCGUGCAGGUGUGGUUCUCGGGCUGUCACGGAGACAUCGGCGGCGGUUACACCCCUCACGACCUUUCCGACCUCUCGCUCCAUUGGCUCGUCGAUCAAGUCGCGCCGUUCGUCGCCCUCGACUUUCAUUACCUCGCGUCGGUAUCGGCGUCGCCCUCUGCGCCCUUGGGUGCCGCGUCCCAGCACGAAGGUUUCCACCUGACCUCGGGCCACGAGCGCCACGUCCCGCUCCCUCUCGCCGCCGAUCUCGCGCCCUCCUCGCCCGCGUCGACGCAGUACCUGCACCCCUCGAUCCUGCGCCAGCCGCGUUCGGCCCUCCCUCGCCGCCUGCGGCAAGCUCUCGCCGUCGCACAUGACGCGGGCGAGGUGCUCGGCCGCGGCGGGCUGUGGUGA
Molecule: messenger RNA, 1146 nt
Organism: Rhodotorula graminis WP1
Lineage: Eukaryota; Fungi; Basidiomycota; Microbotryomycetes; Sporidiobolales; Sporidiobolaceae
Exons: 7
Coding region: 1-1146 (381 amino acids)
Source: RefSeq, a predicted model, not a curated record